Molecule: messenger RNA, 189 nt
Organism: Dovyalis caffra
Lineage: Eukaryota; Viridiplantae; Streptophyta; Magnoliopsida; Malpighiales; Salicaceae
Source: the annotation of a GenBank genome assembly
AUGGUUGCUCGCAUCUGGGCAGCCGUCCGAUAUUAUCAACAGACGAUGGAGAAAGAUGAUUGGGUGGUGGAGGAGGAGGAGGAGGAGGUUACAGGAGCUGAUGAAACGUGGCAUGGAGAUAGUGGAGGACAAAGACAAGGGAGUGGUCCCACUUUGGUGGAAGUAAAUAAAGUGAAAAAGGGGUCCUAA